UUUGUUGAGAACCCAAAAAGUUAUGGACCAAAAUAUGGCUCCGGGACAACUCUACCCAAAAAUGGUGAAUUCUCAAAACGUCCAAAACUCAUAAUGUCAAGAUACCAUAAUGUCCAAAAAAAUUUCCCCAAUUUUAGUACCUCGAAAGCAAAGAAGAAUGUGGAGGCCGUUGGACAUAUAUGGUAGCGGUAUAUUUUGUUUUCCAAUCUGCUGCUCUUAUUGGGUUUGGGGAUUUGACAGCAUCAAGAAGUUUAUACUUGACAGUUCAUUUACCAAUGUUAAUUAUUGGGCAAGUAUUGUUACAAUCACUUUUUGCUGAAGCAAUCAAAUAUAUUCGUUAUAAAUUUCCUUUAUGGGUUGAAAAUGCUUGGGAUGCUUUUAUGAAAGCUGCAUUCAAUAAAAACCCUCCAAUAAUGGUUAAAUUUCCUCAAGAAACACAACCAUCAGCUAGACCAAAAAAGAAAAAAGAAAAGGCAAUAUCUAAUAAAGCUAAUAAUAAUAAAAAGGUUAGGGUAUAA
This is a messenger RNA of Meloidogyne enterolobii, 518 nucleotides long. The record is from the annotation of a GenBank genome assembly. NCBI's taxonomy places the organism in Eukaryota, Metazoa, Nematoda, Chromadorea, Rhabditida, Meloidogynidae.